CGUUUUACUCGCAACAAAUAUCAGUGGAUUACCAUUCGGAAUGGCUCUUUAUGAUGACCUGGACACCAAGCAGGGUCCAGACAAGGUUGCCGGAUGGUCAUCCGGCAUUAAACUGCUCCAGACGCAGCUACAGGUGAAGAAAGCCACCCAACCCAUCAUUCCUCCCAAGAACGUUUUGAGGAAGCACGCCCUGACACCAGUGGUCAAUCUGAAAGCAAAGAAGGAAAAUGUCGACCUGUUUGGAAUACCAUCAAGCAGCAGCCAGGCGGUGAUUGAUAAGCCGAUUACCGUCACGACCACGACGAUACCCAGUGUGAGCAGCAGCGGUGGAGAUGCAUACAGUUGGGACGUGAUAGAUGAAUACAAUCCACUGUGGCCAAAUGAAUACGAGAAGCUCACCAAGGAUCGAAAGGCUAAGGAACCACCCAAACAACCGGUGAAUAACUACGGACGGAACAGGCGAGAGUAUAAACGGGGUAUAAAUUUGAACAAGAUGCACGGAGGAGGUGGCGGUGGCGGUGGUGGAGGAGUAGGAGGAGGAGCUGGAGGUAGCGGUGGGGGUGAUGACGAUGGUCCCUCAGCGAAGAAGAGCGGAUUCGCUGGACGACCGACAUCCGAUGAUGAGGAAGAAUUCCGACCGGGGUUGAAGUCUUCCGGUGCGACAAUUGCUCCGCCAGCCUCACUGCAGGAAUCCGUUGCGCAGAUUCCCGAUGGGUCAAAACUGGCCAACCUGACUGCCUAUGGAGGAAGUUCGGUUGCAGCCAAGAUUAUGGCAAGGUAUGGCUUCAAAGAUGGUCAGGGCUUGGGCAAACAGGAACAAGGCAUGUCGAUGGCUUUGCAGGUUGAAAAGACUUCCAAACGAGGAGGACGUAUUGUUCACGAAAAGGACAUAAGCAUGCUUCCGCCGCCGGGCGAACUUCCAACAUCAUCGACAUCGGCCCAGGCGUUACCGGCGACAGAACCUUCGAUUACGGAAAUCAUGAAAUCACCCAGUAAAGUUGUCCUGCUGAGGAACAUGGUGGGUCCGGGAGACGUAGAUGACGAUCUGGAACCGGAGGUCAAGGAUGAAUGUAACACCAAGUACGGAGACGUGGUGACCGUCGUCAUUCACGAGAUGCCGAAGGUGGUUCCGGAGGAAACCGUUCGCAUAUUUGUCGAGUUCAAGCGCAUGGAAAGCGCCAUCAAAGCCGUCGUGGAUUUGAACGGUCGAUUCUUCGGUGGUCGUCAAGUUCGGGCAGGAUUCUACAACCAGGAAAGGUUCGACAGCAUGGACCUCAUCGGUUGAUGGAUGUUUCGGAUGUUAGUGAUGUAAGAGGUUUUUGUUCUCUCAGUAUGAGUUUAUAAUCUUCAGCAAAAAAGCAGUGUAAGCA
Molecule: messenger RNA, 1370 nt
Organism: Ochlerotatus camptorhynchus
Lineage: Eukaryota; Metazoa; Arthropoda; Insecta; Diptera; Culicidae
Gene: Spf45
Product: splicing factor 45
Exons: 4
Coding region: 41-1285 (414 amino acids)
Biological process (GO): mRNA cis splicing, via spliceosome; alternative mRNA splicing, via spliceosome
Cellular component (GO): precatalytic spliceosome
Molecular function (GO): RNA binding
Source: RefSeq, a predicted model, not a curated record